Molecule: messenger RNA, 1557 nt
Organism: Periconia digitata
Lineage: Eukaryota; Fungi; Ascomycota; Dothideomycetes; Pleosporales; Periconiaceae
Source: the annotation of a GenBank genome assembly
UGUAAACACCAUAAAUCAAUGUCGUCUUCAAAUGCUGAGCUUUCGGCAUUGGCAUUUGAGCCAUCGGGAGCAUGGUUGGGUAGCGAUGGGAUCUGGUCUGGCUUCACUAUCAGUGUCGGAACACCGCCUCAAAAUUUCACCGUCUUGCCUGCAACCAACGCUCAGCAUAUCUACAUCCCAGCAGCAGACGACUGCAAGCGCAUUCCUCGAUUCGACUGCGCGUCUUCGCGGGGCGUAGGAGCUUUUGAUAAUGCCCGCAGUCUAGGAUUUCAAGCAAAUGCGUCCUCCACUUGGAAACUCAUUGGACUCCACGAGGUUGGCUUAAAUCAGAAUUUGGCAUGGUCGGGAAACGGCGUGACGGGGUACGAGACAAUCGGCUUCGGCGACGACGAUAAAGUACCGGACCGAGGGAAAGUGAUGGACGGUGAAGUCGUUACAGCAUAUGUGACGCCGGAUAUUUGGGUCGGGUUAUUGGGAUUAGGAGGGUCGAGUAUAACGUAUCGAGAGGGCGAGCGCGUGGGUUCAUUCAUCUCGCAUCUGAAAGAAAAACGAAUCAUCCCCAGUGAAUCAUUCGGGUACACAGCAGGAGCUUCAUACAGAUCCACCAAAAUCCCAGCCAGCCUGACCUUAGGCGGCUACGACCAAACCCGAAUCUCAACGCCCAUCACCAUCCCCCUCAGCAAAGAUACCGCAAACCCCGUCUCCCUCUCCCUCCAAAAAAUCGUAGUCUCAAACUCCCCAAACGGAACCCUCUCCCUCCUCACCGACGCAAUCCUCACCCCAAUCGACUCCUCGGUCCCCGAGCUCUGGCUCCCAGAACCCGUCUGCGACAGAUUCGCAUCCCUCUUCAGCCUCGAGUACCAAAACGCAUCGGGCCGCUACGCCAUCUCCCCUUCCACGCGGGAGAAGCUCAAAGAGCUAUCUCCAACAUUCACCUUCACCGUCGCGGAUAGCCUUGUCGGCGGGAAAUCAACAAACAUCGACCUGCCCUACGCGGCGUUUGACCUGGAAGCGACGUACCCGAUUUUCGCCAACGCGACGCGUUAUUUCCCGAUAAGGAGGGCGGCGAACGAUUCGCAGUUUGCGAUUGGCCGCGCGUUUCUGCAGGAGGCGUAUAUAGCGGUUGAUUAUGAGCGGGAGCGCUUUGAUAUCGGGCAGGCCAGCUUUGCUACGCCCAUGCCGGAGCCAGACAUCGUCACCAUUAGACCCGCCAACGACACUGCGGAAUUGAGCUCACGGAUCGAAAAGAACGAGAUGUCCGCGGGCGAGAUCGCCGGUGCGGCUAUCGGAGCGGUAUUAGCUGCUGGAAUGUUAGUAGCGAUUGUCUGGUAUGUAUUUUUCCGGCGGCGGAGAGGGGGGCACGGCGAUGCCGAGUCGAUGGGGCAGGAGAAGUCGAUGAAGUUGAGGAGCGAGUCGGAAGUGGGUGGGGUGAUGGUUGGGGAGCUUCCAGAGUAUCAUGGCCACAGCGAGGUUGCGGGGAAAGACAUUGCGAUUGAGGUUUCGGGGAAGUCGAUAGCGUAUGAGAUGGAAGGCAGCUCGCCGAUAGAUAAUCGAUGA